CAUUUUAUACAUCCUACUCAGUCUUUAUACUCGCGGUCCUUGGCGUAAACAUACGACAUGCACUGUGUUUUGCUGUGAGCGAGGAUUUUGUUCCUUCAUUUUAUCAGUAAUUCAUCAUUUAAAAAAAACUUACAUAUAGGUAUAGUUUAACUUUGGCACAGCCAUAUGGUGCAAGGCAAACUGGUUAUAAUGGAUAGAACGACCGAGAAUAAGACUCGUCAUUUACGAAGCAAUUAUAUUUACGUAAAAGAUGUCACUCUAUGAUGACAUAGACACAGAUAAAGCUUCUGGAGCAUCAGGUUGGGCUUCAGGUAUCAAACUGAUGCACAAUCAGUUGGCUUUUAAAAAAGCAACUAUAACAGCACCAAAGCGUGACCAAACGCGGCGUGUAACAGGAACAAAGCUGCCUCCAGUCAUAGAUCUGAAAUCCCGUCGAGAUGAAGAUGAAAAUGCCCAACAAUCUCUGUUUUAUAUGCCAGGCCAGAAGCAGGAGUUUGCGAGACAAGGAUCAGGAAAUUCACCAUACAUGGGCUCCAAUGACCCUGAAUGGAAGUUUAUUAAUGAGUAUGAUCCAAUCUGGCCAAAUGAUUAUGAGAAAGUUGUUAAAG
Penaeus monodon (black tiger shrimp) is the source of this 608-nucleotide messenger RNA. RefSeq names its product splicing factor 45-like. The record is from RefSeq and is a predicted model, not a curated record. Gene Ontology annotation, cellular component: precatalytic spliceosome. Gene Ontology annotation, biological process: alternative mRNA splicing, via spliceosome; mRNA cis splicing, via spliceosome. NCBI's taxonomy places the organism in Eukaryota, Metazoa, Arthropoda, Malacostraca, Decapoda, Penaeidae. Gene Ontology annotation, molecular function: RNA binding.